Messenger RNA from Owenia fusiformis, 1872 nucleotides. Lineage: Eukaryota; Metazoa; Annelida; Polychaeta; Sabellida; Oweniidae. The record is from the annotation of a GenBank genome assembly.
GGAUUCAACAUAACAGAAUGCAGUUUCAAAUCAGCUUCAGUUUAUUUCUACUCUCGAUAGGCUUAAUCGCAACGAGAGGACAAGGUGCAUAUUAUGGCGGAAAUACAUACUACAAAUGCAUGGGUUGCUGUUAUGGACUUAGACUAUAUGUUAGAUGUUCGGAUGUUUGUGCACUCAAUCCGGCCUGUUACGUUAACGAUCAUUGUUGGAACGAAUGUGUGAAGAGUGUUUGUGUAUUUGGCUAUGGUUAUGGUCACAGCAUUAAUAAGAAUAGGGAUGCAACAUUGGCACGAUGUUUGAAGCAAUGCACCGUAUGUCCAAGGCCAUCACCAACAACAACAACAUCAACCUCAACAACAACCACAACAACAACAUUACCACCAGUAUGUAGUCUUCCGCCCCCUACCGACAACGGUGUAUUUGUUAUUGAUCCACCUCCUGCAGAUGGAAGUACAUCAGUUAUGGUAAAUGCCAUUGUGACAUAUACAUGUAAUACGUGUUACAAAUCUGAUGACGCAUUAACGUAUACUUGUAAACCGACGGGAAACUAUGACCCUAGUGGGAUACCACCUACUUGUAGUAAGGUAAGAUGUCAAGGAAUCCCUCAAGCGCCAGAAGGUGGGUCGGUGUCAACACAGGACAACACAUGUGGCACAUUGGUAGUCUAUAGCUGUGAUUCCUGUAGUAAUGUUGUUGGGUCAGCGACACGAACUUGUCUAGAGAAUGGCGAAUGGAGCUCAGAAGAACCUACAUGCGAAAAGGUAAGAUGUCAAGGAAUCCCUCAAGCGCCAGAAGGUGGGUCGGUGUCAACACAGGACAACACAUGUGGCACAUUGGUAGUCUAUAGCUGUGAUUCCUGUAGUAAUCUUGUUGGUUCAGCGACACGAACUUGUCUAGAGAAUGGCGAAUGGAGCUCAGAAGAACCUACAUGCAAAAAGGUAAGAUGUCAAGGAAUCCCUCAAGCGCCAGAAGGUGGGUCGGUGUCAACACAGGACAACACAUGUGGCACAUUGGUAGUCUAUAGCUGUGAUUCCUGUAGUAAUCUUGUUGGGUCAGCGACACGAACUUGUCUAGAGAAUGGCGAAUGGAGCUCAGAAGAACCUACAUGCGAAAAGGUAAGAUGUCAAGGAAUCCCUCAAGCGCCAGAAGGUGGGUCGGUGUCAACACAGGACAACACAUGUGGCACAUUGGUAGUCUAUAGCUGUGAUUCCUGUAGUAAUCUUGUUGGGUCAGCGACACGAACUUGUCUAGAGAAUGGCGAAUGGAGCUCAGAAGAACCUACAUGCGAAAAAUUAUCAUGUGAUCCAAUCCGAGCCCCAGAAAAUGGACAACGAUCUCCCCCGCAGGGAAACGAAGAAUGUAAUGAUAAAAUAUCAUUCGAGUGUAAUGAGGGGUAUGAAGUAAAGGGAGCUGAAACAAUAAUAUGUACAAGGGCCCCUGGUUCUUCCCCGCAAUGGAAUGAAGCACCACCAAUUUGCUACCCGAUUUGUGGCAAAUGGGUGAAGGUGCCAUGUGGAGAUUGCAAAACUGAAUCGCAUCGUCAAAGAUGUGGCACACAGAAGUGUUCGUGGGUUUGCGAAAAGUGUGGCUCUGUUAGAGAUUAUUGGAGAGACCCACCCGGUAAAAAAAGAGAUGUGGUCGUUUCUAAGAGAGACUUUAAGUUUGACUCGGCGUGCACUAUUGGUGAUAGAAAGGAGGUUUCGAAUUUCUGCUGUCACUUUAGAAAAUAAAACUUGAAUUCUGCACUACGCCAUGCGAUGAUGCAAAUGGUGCGAUGUCAUGUUAACGAUACCUUUAUUACCUUAAUUAGAUAGUAAACUGUUAUUCUAAUAAAAAAAAAUUAUUCAGCAUGAGGAAAUAUUUCGAAUUAAA